Messenger RNA from Amphimedon queenslandica, 1637 nucleotides. Its product is annotated as apolipoprotein A-IV-like. Bases 767 to 1453 code for a protein of 228 amino acids. NCBI's taxonomy places the organism in Eukaryota, Metazoa, Porifera, Demospongiae, Haplosclerida, Niphatidae. The transcript has 4 exons. The record is from RefSeq and is a predicted model, not a curated record.
AUCGAACUGGAGAUGCUAUUUUCACAUAUUUCUUAGCUUUAGAUGGCAAGCGUGGCACUUGAAGGAAAUAGCAAUGAUAAAUCUUGUUUUUGCUUGUUUUAGAAUAUUUCUCUUGCUUGUAAGUUGUUUAGUUUGCAUUCUCCUGACAUUCAGUGUCUUUUUCUGAGUACAUGAGUCACUAAGACGCUUGUUGUGCAGAGCUGAUUGUUUUUCAUGCAUGGCGUCAUGCAACCAUGAGUGCAGAAUUUUAUGAUUUUUGAAAGCUCAGGUUUCAAAAAUUUGCACUGAGUACCUUAUUAUUUAUACACCAUUCUGUUGCAAAUUAGUUUUACUUUAAAUUUCCGAAGCGGGAAAGUCUUCAAAAUAUAAAGUUUUAUAGUUUUAACCUUUCAAAAAUGAAAAAAAUUAAAAUUUCAAAAAUCUUAAUGGAAAGAUGGCGUCAAUGAUAGUGCUAUAUUCAGACGGUCAGGUUUCAAAGGAACAGUCGCUUGUCAGGAUGAUCUUCAGCAGGAUAAGAGCUUUACUGUUACACAAACAAUAUAGAAAGCGGGACCUUGGCAAAUUUCACCACAUCACAAGUUAUAAGGAUGCUUAACGAUCCUACCAUUGGUUCUCUGUAUAAAAUUAAAAUUCAGUAUACGGAAAAUUUACUAGAAAUUUCCUAUCAAUGUCCUUGCAUUUCUGGACAUGGAUAAAAUGAAUAACAAUGUGAAGAUAAAACAAAUGACAGCAGGGUACACACACACAGAAAAAGCAUUGACAGUUAAUGUAUCUACAGAUAAAGACAGCCAAAUCGCUGAACUAUAUAUAUAUAGUUAAACGGGUCUACUCAUUGGAGAAAGAGCUAAAGGAGCAAAUUAAAAAGUCAGAUGAAAAGUUAAAAGAGGAGCUUCAAAAAUGCAGAGAAACAAUGGAGCAAGAAAACAAAGAGACAAUACGUGAAAUGGAAGAGAAGCUACAACAAGUCCAGCUAAGGGAAACAGCUAAUCAUAAUAACAACAGUGAAGUUGUGAUACUCCAACAAAUGGUAAUGGACAGGUUUGCCACAAUAGAACAAAAUCUUCAAAAGGUUUCAAUUGUCAUGGAAAAGCAAGCAGAAGCAAUCCAAGAAGGACUUCAUGAUACCAAAAGGAAAGUAUCCCAUGAGAUGUCAGAAAUGAAGGAUGAAAUGAGCGAAACAACUAAAAAAAUGACUAAGAAGAUAGAGGAACAGGGAUCAGCCAUCAGAGAUGAAGUCCAGAAUACAAAACAGGAGCUGAAAGAUGAAAUGGAAACAAAAAUGAACGAACAAGCAGUAGAAGUGACUCAAAAAAUAAAAGAAUUAAAGUCAGACAUCCAAGAAGCUAUAAAUCCAGCACCAGAGCCAAAAGAGGAAAUUAAGUACAGUCCCUGUGAAGAAGCUGAGACUCCACUUGAUAAAAAAACCCUCUCAGUGUGUAAUAUCAAGCUCUAGCGCUAACUGUGGUAUUGAUUCUAUUCCUGCACAAAACUCCCAUGGAACCAGCACAGACAAAUUCAUAUGAACCUAAUUCCGACUUCUAACAUUAGUAACCACAUAAUGACAUAUACAUACUUGUAUUAAUGAUUAAUGAUUAUCUUUUGCAUAUCUUUGACUGCGCAAUAUGCUAGUCUAUGUA